Molecule: messenger RNA, 1440 nt
Organism: Symbiodinium natans
Lineage: Eukaryota; Dinophyceae; Suessiales; Symbiodiniaceae
Source: the annotation of a GenBank genome assembly
AUGUCCAUAACCGUGCAGGUCUGUCUUGUGAGCGGCAGGACGGUGGAUCUUGAUGUAGACCUGGAUUCUACAAUCGACCAGUUGAGCCAGCGCGCCAGCAGGCAGUUGGGUACCGGGCGGGGACGUCUGUCAAAGAACUGUGGCGUGAUCGAUGGUCAUGCAACUGUCGAGCAGUGCGGGCUGCAAGAUGGCGAUGUGCUGUCCCUGAUUGAGAUUCCCGUUCAAGUGGCGGCUGCCUCUUUUGCUUUUGCUGCACUUCUCCGUGACGGAUCUGUGGUGACCUGGGGUCAUGAAGGCUACGGCGGCAACAGCUGGGCUGUGAAAGAUCAUCUGAAGGACGUGCAGGCGAUCCAUGGCAACCGCGUCGCAUUUGCUGCGAUCGGUGGCCACGGGGCAGCCUGGGGAUUGCAGGCAACGCAGGUGCUGCUCCCAGCGUCUGUCAGAUCGGUCACCAGCACGGAGCAAGGGUUUGCUGCCAUCCUGACCGAUGGCUCGGUGAUUACUUGGGGUGAUGGGAGCUAUGGGGGCGAUAGCCGGUUUGUACAGCAUCUCUUGCAGAACGUGCAGGAGAUUCAAGCUUCUCCAAACGGAGCAUUUGCUGCUCUCUUGGCAGAUGGGUCUGUGGUCACCUGGGGCGAUGGCCGCUUUGGCGGGGACAGCUCCGCUGUUCAAGAUCACCUGAAAGAUGUGCAUCGGAUCCAGGCCUCUCAGGGCGCGUUUGCGGCCAUCCUCCGGGGUGGGUCGGUCGUUACCUGGGGGCAUGCACUAUAUGGUGGCGACUGCAGCGGAGUUCAAGAUCAGCUCAUGGAUGUACAGCAAAUCCAAUCGGCGCGCGGCGCAUUUGCUGCCGUCCUGCACAACGGGUGCGUCGUUACUUGGGGCGAUGCCAAGUCGGGUGGCGACAGCGGAGCCGUACGUCAUCAGCUCACAGGUGUGCAGAAGAUUCAGAGCAACCGUCAUGCGUUUGCUGCCAUCCGAUUCGAUGGUUCGGUCGUGACCUGGGGAGAUCCGAGCAUGGGUGGGGACAGCAGCUCUGUCCAAGAUCGGUUGAAAGAUGUGCAGGAUAUCCAAGCCGUCGGGCACGUUGCGCAUGCAUCGUUUGCGGCGAUACUGGGUGACGGCUCUGUUGUGACGUGGGGUGACAGGACCUAUGGUGGAGACAGCAGUCUUGUGCAAGAUCGGCUGAAAGAUGUGCAGUGCAUCCAGGCUACUGAAGGAGCGUAUGCCGCAGUCUUAGGGGAUGGCUCGGUGGUCACCUGGGGCCAUCUUGUGUAUGGUGGCGACAGCAGCUCUGUGCAAGAUCAGCUUCAAAAUGUGGAGAGUAUCCAAGCCUCCUCAGGCGCUUUUGCGGCCAUCCGAGGCAACGGCUCCAUUGUGACCUGGGGCGAGGCCGCAUGCGGCGGGAACAGCUGCGAGGUGCAAGACCAGCUCAGGAACUGA